Molecule: messenger RNA, 1494 nt
Organism: Coniosporium apollinis CBS 100218
Lineage: Eukaryota; Fungi; Ascomycota; Dothideomycetes
Exons: 6
Coding region: 1-1494 (497 amino acids)
Biological process (GO): transmembrane transport
Cellular component (GO): membrane
Molecular function (GO): transmembrane transporter activity
Source: RefSeq, a predicted model, not a curated record
AUGGCGACCACAGCUGAAGAAAGGAGAGGAUCACUAGUCUAUGGAGCGAGGAAAGCGUCGAUAGUUUCUGUGCGGAAUAGAUCCAUUGUUGACUACGAGGAUGGAAUGGAGAAACCUGUUCCCAUUGUUGAAAAGGCCGACUGGUCGGGAGCCCAUGAGAAGACCGAUCCGAAAGAAAUUGCUCUGGUGAGGAAGCUUGAUCGGUGGAUCAUGCCAAUGCUAUGGAGUAUGUACUGGUUGAACUAUCUAGACCGCAAUGCGAUUGCCCUGGCUCGAUUGAACGAUCUUGAGGAAGAUCUCAACCUUACUAGCACACAGUACCAAACUUGCGUCAGUAUCCUGUUCGUCGGUUAUCUGCUCGGGCAGAUUCCCUCCAACAUGUUCUUGACUCGGACACGCCCAAGCUACUAUAUGGGUUCUGCAAUGAUGCUCUGGGCCGUCGUCAGUGCACUUACAGCUGUCUCGAAGAACUUUACCGGAUUACUUCUCACUCGCUUCUUCCUUGGAUUGACAGAAGCGCCGUAUUACCCGGGUGCAGUAUAUCUUCUCAGCAUCUUUUAUACCCGCAAAGAGGUCGCUACUCGUAUUGCUAUUCUGUACACUGGCAACAUCCUUGCCACUGCCUUUGCGGGCUUGAUUGCCGCUGGCAUCUUUCAUGGACUCGACAACGUCGCGGGCCUGACGGGUUGGCGCUGGCUAUUCAUCCUUCAAGGCGCCGUAACUUUCGCCAUUGCAGUCAUCGGUCUCUUUGUCCUGCCAGACUUCCCUCUCACGACCAAAUGGCUCACUGAGGAAGAACGAGCCCUGGCACACAACCGAAUUGAGCUCGACACCGUUGCCAACCAAGGCGAGACAAGCACGUGGAGGGGCUUUCAGCAAGCCUCUUCCGAUCCGAUGGUUUGGAUCUUUGCUGCUAUGGCGCACAUGCAUCUAGCGGCCAACGGCUUCAAGAACUUUUUCCCAACCGUCGUCCAAACUCUCGGCUUUAACCAGACCAUCACGCUUGUGUUGACAUGCCCGCCGUACCUAAUCGCAGGAGCUGUGACCAUCGCUGUGUCCUGGAGUUCUGGUAAAUUCAACGAACGCACCUGGCACAUCACUAUCUCUAAGAUUGUCGCGACCAUCGGCUUCGUCGCCGCGUGUGCCACAAUGGACUUGGCGGGCCGCUAUGUCAGCAUGGUCAUCUUCACCAUCGGCACCUACGGCGUCAAUUCGUUGAUUCUCGGGUGGUGCGGCAGCACCUGUGGCCAGACGAAAGAAAAGAAGGCCGUCGCGAUUAGUAUUGUCACUACUAUCAUGAACGCCUCGUUCAUCUGGACACCGUACCUCUGGCCGAAGUCUGAUGAACCUCGUUACGCUAUAGCGCUUGGAUCGAGUGCUGGCUUCUCAAUGGCCACGGCUGCGCUAGCGUGGCUUGCGAAGUUCAUUAUGAAGAGGAGGAACAAGAAGCUGCGACAGAUGGACAAUGAGACGACGGUAUUCUAUGUAUACUAA